AUGACGAAUAAUAAAAGGGAAAUCGAUUUGUCACAUGAUAAAGCUUCAAGUCAGACAUUAACGAAUCCUUGUACUGAACCAUAUUUUUGUGGAAGUUGGUAUAUUGCAAGCAACGCAGUUGACAGAAAUAUGUCAUCAUGUACACGGACCGGAGUUAUAGGAGGAUCCUCUCCCGACACCAGUGUGUGGUGGAGAGUUGAUCUUGGUGAUAUCUACAGUAUUCACAGUAUCAGGAUACUAUUCAAGGACUUUGGCUCAGCAUACGUUAUGAGACAAAGAGGACGAUUUGCAGGAUUCUCCAUCUAUCUUUCAAACUCCACCAACAGAGAAGAUUGGGUUCUUUGUUACAAGGACGGACCUGAGCUGCCUCCUUUGGAUUUUAACACAACUUGCAUAAAAUAUGGACGAUACGUCGUUUAUUACAACGAAAGACUGGAUGACGUUACCUAUCCUGAUGGUUACAAAACUCAAAGCAUAACAAUGUUAUGUGAAGUGAUAGUUUAUGGUUGUGCUAAAAAUGGAGUUUAUGGCGUUAACUGUGAUCUACCAUGCCCUGCCAACUGCCAGGAACUGAGAUGUCACAUAGUUAACGGAAGUUGUCUGGGAUGUAGGCCAGGAUGGACGGGAGACAAAUGUGAUAAACCAUGCCCUUUUGGAUGGUAUGGAAUAGGAUGUGAAAACAAAUGUCUUGGUUAUUGCAAAAACAACGUUACCUGCAAUAAUGAGUCGGGCAAUUGUGUAGGCGGAUGUGCUUCGGGAUGGAUGGGAGUCAUAUGUAAUAUAGAAUGUGUAAACGGAACAUUUGGUCCAGGUUGUAUUCAUAAUUGUAGUGGAAAUUGUUUGAAUGAUUCUCACUGCAACAAAACAACAGGAAGUUGUGACUUGGGUUGUAGACCUGGAUAUAUAGGACCUUUCUGUAACAAAACGUGUCCUGUUGGAACGUAUGGAAACUUUUGCAGGAAAACUUGCAGUGAUAACUGUUUUAAUGGCACAGUUUGUAAUUAUGUUGACGGAAUCUGCAGUAACGGUUGCAACAAUGGAUAUACUGGAUAUAGAUGCAACACACGUAAGACAUACAAGUAUAAACAAUGA
Molecule: messenger RNA, 1092 nt
Organism: Saccostrea echinata
Lineage: Eukaryota; Metazoa; Mollusca; Bivalvia; Ostreida; Ostreidae
Product: multiple epidermal growth factor-like domains protein 10
Exons: 7
Coding region: 1-1092 (363 amino acids)
Molecular function (GO): scavenger receptor activity
Source: RefSeq, a predicted model, not a curated record